Neospora caninum is the source of this 765-nucleotide messenger RNA. Its product is annotated as putative erv1 / Alr family domain-containing protein. Gene Ontology annotation, molecular function: thiol oxidase activity. Lineage: Eukaryota; Apicomplexa; Conoidasida; Eucoccidiorida; Sarcocystidae. The coding region runs from base 1 to 765 and encodes 254 amino acids. The transcript has 4 exons. The record is from RefSeq and is a predicted model, not a curated record.
AUGGGGAACUCCGCGGGGGCGUACGCGCUCCGCAACGAACAUGUUUCAUCAGCCGUGUCGACGAACAGAGAGAUUUCUGUCGACGACAACGCAGACCGUCGUCCGGGCAGAAUUCAUGCAUCUUCGUUAGUCUCUCCUGCCGCCGGUGGCGGAAAUAAUGGUUCCAACGCAUCAUCGCUAGACCCCAUAGCCGUGCCUCGUGUCGGUGUGGAGAACGAGGGCGUCGGCGCAGUAAAUUCGGCGAGUUCCGCAUCCAGGGAGACUCUCUCUCCAUCUGGAGGCGACGCCCAAGCGCAAGGCGUCAGUACAGCUCCAUCAGGAGCACCGCCACAGGGGACUCAGAUUCUAGACCCAUCUGCGGAGACCUGUGCAGUGCGGGAGAAAGCUACACAGACGCUGCCGCCGAUGCAUCCCCCCAUUCAUUUCUGCGCGGAGACAAACGAUCCACAAGAUCCGUGCAAUGCCCAGUGGCUGUUGUUGUGGACGUACGCAGCGUAUGCGUCGCCGCGUCCAAACGCGGAAGAGCAGCGACAUCUGCGUGUGUUUUUCGAAGAAUUCCCAGAUCAGUGCACGUUCGGCCCCGCUGCAAGGUGUUACAGCGAGGCUGUCAAGACGUUUGCCCCGAGGGUAGAAAGCCGACGGGACUUGCUGUUGUGGCUGUGCUUGGUGGAGAACCAGUGUCGGUUGAAGCUGGACGUGCCCGCGAGACCUUGCAGGUACAGCGAACUCGUGCGCCGAUGGAGAUAUGAAGAUGGUUACCUCUGA